UUUUUUUACUACUUCUCCAACCUAGCACCAUGGAAGUCAUAGAAUCACGAGCAGCAUUACUCAGUAACUUUGAAGUAUUACAGCUUCUGAAUGAGCGUAUGGAGUCACAGAAGCAGAGACAGAAAGAAUACCCAAAUACCGAAUAUGCUGAGAAUCUUCGCACCAUACAGUUCGAGAUCAAGACAGCGUUGGAGAAAUCUGCGUGUAGCACGCAAGACGAGCGUCAAGUUGUAGCCUUUCUAGAAGAAAUGAAGAAGUGGUCUUUAACCAAAGCAGAAAAACUACAGAUCUUGAAUUUGCGACCACAGACACCCGUUGAACUGCACAUUCUUAUAGAAGAAUGCGAAGAACGAUACACCGGUGAGGAAUUGGACGACAUCCUGGAGGUGGUCACGCGAGUACUUCCAAGAGAUGACGAUUAUGUGGCUGAGGAAGAAGAGCAGCAAGAAGGGGAAGCUUAAUGUUCAUCGAUCCUUUUCCAUGAACUUGUACCUCCAACUUCCCUCCCAAAUUUUGAUUCAUUUUGAAGCUGGACAUCACAAGUCAACGCAAUUUUCAAGUCAUUUUUCCCAACUUAUUCAAAACAUCAUGUACAGUUACGUUAGACCGGUCACUCGAAGAAGAGCGCAGAUGUAAUAAAGAAAAAAAUAAUGCCUGAGCACCACUGCCAAUCGUGUCAUUGAUAUAAAUAUUAA
Messenger RNA from Umbelopsis ramanniana AG, 695 nucleotides. RefSeq lists its product as uncharacterized. The transcript has 3 exons. The coding region runs from base 30 to 461 and encodes 143 amino acids. The record is from RefSeq and is a predicted model, not a curated record. Gene Ontology annotation, cellular component: RNA polymerase III complex. Lineage: Eukaryota; Fungi; Mucoromycota; Umbelopsidomycetes; Umbelopsidales; Umbelopsidaceae. Gene Ontology annotation, biological process: transcription initiation at RNA polymerase III promoter. Gene Ontology annotation, molecular function: nucleotide binding.